CAUUUAGCUAAGCUGUUUUAGAUUUAUAUUUUUUCAGUUAUAAAUAUAUAAAAUGGAUAAAUAUGUGAUAAAGAUACCACGAGAUCCAUCAGAAGGUCAGACACCUGUCAUAAAAAAGGUUACUCCAAAAUUUCGACAAACAACUAUUGAAUCUCUGAAGCGCGUUGUAGUGGUAGAAGAAAUGAUACAUGUUAAAAAUAUACUUUCGAUGCCUGAACAAACUAUUGAUCAAUUAGUAUCCUGUCUUACGAACCUUGAAAAUCGUAUUCCAUCAAAAGAGGUUUUACUUGAAACAAAGUUAGGACAUGUAAUCAAUAAGCUAAGAAAACAUGAAGCUGAAGAAGUUCAACAGUUGGCGCAGAAAGUAUUACAAAAAUGGAAGCAAUUUUAUAAAAACAUUAAUGCUCGACAGCCUAUUGAAGUUAAGAGUGAUAAGAAAACAUUUUUGUUUCGUGCUAAAGCAAAAAGUUUGAUAGCGUCUGGCUUAAAAACAGAGCUUAAUAACUCGCUCGUCGAUGUUAUUGAAGGUACUGUGUACUUAACGACCGGACGAUCAUUGCAGUCAGAUUAUAGAAAAGCUAUACGAACUUUGCAUUUUCACUUAAAAAACAAUAAGGAGAUAAGAGAAGAUGUCCUCAAUAAACGCAUAUCUCCUCAACAAAUCUGUAAAAAAUUAAACGUUAAAGUGUGAAUAUUACGGAGACUAAUACAGUCAAUACUACGAAUACACUAGACAUUCUUAAGAGUAAUUAAUUAAUGUAUUCAUGAGCGAAAAGUUACAUAACAAAAUUUUA
Messenger RNA from Hydra vulgaris (swiftwater hydra), 794 nucleotides. Its product is annotated as transcription elongation factor A N-terminal and central domain-containing protein 2. NCBI's taxonomy places the organism in Eukaryota, Metazoa, Cnidaria, Hydrozoa, Anthoathecata, Hydridae. The record is from RefSeq and is a predicted model, not a curated record. Gene Ontology annotation, cellular component: nucleus. Gene Ontology annotation, biological process: DNA-templated transcription.